Cololabis saira (Pacific saury) is the source of this 1414-nucleotide messenger RNA. It is a transcript of the gene psmd6, whose product is annotated as proteasome 26S subunit, non-ATPase 6. Gene Ontology annotation, molecular function: protein binding. Gene Ontology annotation, biological process: proteasome-mediated ubiquitin-dependent protein catabolic process. The coding region runs from base 116 to 1285 and encodes 389 amino acids. The transcript has 8 exons. Gene Ontology annotation, cellular component: proteasome regulatory particle. The record is from RefSeq and is a predicted model, not a curated record. Lineage: Eukaryota; Metazoa; Chordata; Actinopteri; Beloniformes; Belonidae.
GCGCGUCCACAGUUCCCUGUGUCAUCCCCGCUAGCUGCUAACGACGAGGGACUUUGUCUGCCGAGGAGAAGAAACCCCUCUCGAUCCGUGUGUCUGCUCAUCUACCGAGAACAACAUGCCGCUGGAGAACCUGGAGGAGGAGGGCUUGCCCAAGAACCCGGACCUGCGGAUAGCGCAGCUGAAGUUCCUGCUGACGAUGGAGGGACACCGGCGGGACGCGGCCGUGAAGACGGAGCUGAUGGACGCCAUCAGGGCCAACCACAUGGCCCCGUACUACGAGACCCUGUGUAAGGACCUGAAAUGGCAGCUGGACAGUGAGCUUCUAAAUAAAAUGAAGAAGGCCAACGAGGAAGAGCUGAAGCGCCUGGAUGACGUGCUGGAGGAUGCAGAGAAGAGCCUGGGCGAGAGCGAGAUACGGGACGCUAUGAUGGCUAAAGCGGAGUAUCUCAUCAGGAUUGGAGAUAAGGAGGGCGCUCUGACAGCUUUCAGGAAGACGUACGAUAAGACGGUGGCUCUUGGUCACAGAUUAGACAUCGUCUUCUACCUCCUGAGGAUCGGCCUCUUCUACAUGGAUAGUGACCUUAUCACCCGUAAUUCGGAGAAAGCCAAGAGCCUGAUCGAGGAGGGCGGAGACUGGGACAGAAGGAACCGUCUAAAGGUGUACCAGGGCCUGUACUGCGUGGCCAUCAGGGACUUCAAGCAGGCUGCCGAGCUCUUCCUUGACACAGUAUCCACCUUCACCUCCUACGAACUCAUGGACUACAAGACCUUUGUUACUUACACCGUCUAUGUCUGCAUGAUUGCCCUGAAGAGGCCUGACCUCCGUGAAAAGGUGAUAAAGGGAGCAGAGAUCUUGGAGGUGCUUCACAGCUUGCCUGCUGUCCGCCAGUAUCUUUUUUCACUCUAUGAAUGCCGCUACUCAGUCUUCUUUCAGUCUCUGGCCACAGUGGAGCAGGAGAUGAAGAAGGACUGGCUCUUUGCUCCUCACUACCGUUACUACGUGAGGGAGAUGAGGAUCCAGGCCUACAGCCAGCUGCUGGAGUCCUACCGCUCCCUCACCCUGGGAUACAUGGCCGAGGCCUUUGGUGUCAGCACCGAGUUCAUUGACCAGGAACUGUCCCGGUUCAUAGCUGCUGGCCGUCUUCACUGUAAAAUCGAUAAAGUUAAUGAGAUUGUUGAAACCAAUAGACCUGAUAGCAAAAACUGGCAGUACCAGGAAACCAUCAAGAAGGGGGACCUGCUACUCAACAGAGUCCAGAAGUUGUCUCGAGUUAUUAACAUGUAACCAUUGUAGUCUUAACUUACAGUGAGGGAGACGCAUUAUUUUCUUGGUAUACCAAACCUGUUUUUUUCUUUUUGUCUGACAAAGUGACUCUUAUAUUGUGUAUAUAAAUAAAAUGUGUUUACCUGAUAA